Messenger RNA from Topomyia yanbarensis, 13095 nucleotides. Its product is annotated as RNA-binding protein Musashi homolog Rbp6-like. Gene Ontology annotation, cellular component: cytoplasm. NCBI's taxonomy places the organism in Eukaryota, Metazoa, Arthropoda, Insecta, Diptera, Culicidae. Gene Ontology annotation, molecular function: nucleic acid binding. The record is from RefSeq and is a predicted model, not a curated record. Bases 1 to 423 code for a protein of 140 amino acids. The transcript has 7 exons.
AUGAACGCCACACUCUGUGUCUGUCCAAAAGGAUCGAAUCGACACCGACACAGAGGUUUUGGAUUCGUCACAUUUCAGAGCGAAGACGUGGUGGAUAAAGUUUGCGAAAUUCACUUCCACGAAAUCAAUAACAAAAUGGUCGAAUGCAAAAAAGCCCAGCCCAAAGAAGUGAUGCUUCCAGCGAACCUGGCGAAAACGCGCACCGCUGGACGUGGGACAUACGAUUUUAUGUGGUCGCUGGGGACUUUACCUGAUGGUUUUCCCGCCGCCGCAUACGCUGCAUACGCAGCCGGCCGUGGCUUCUCCGGCUAUCCGAGCUUCGGACUACCGUACCCCACAGGUGUUAUGGGUCAUGUCUUACCCGAGAACCGAAUCCUGGUCGGUGACUACGGUCUGAUGGGUCCCUCGACGUCGUCCUCCUGAGUUUGCGCUUACGAAUGACCUCCUCACCCGCACGCCGUCGUUCACUGCACAAAACGUCGAUCCGGAAAUUGACUGGCACUAGUUGACAUUGUUUCUAGAUAAAUGAAAUUUUUCGUUUUUCUUUGUUUUUUAAGCUUAAUUUUUUGUACUCUUUAGACUUCCGUCUGUAAGGUAGAUGUCAACUCUGUCUGCUUUGAAAAAAUGUUUUGUCCUGAAUACUGAAAGUGCAAAUAAACAAAAUGAUGCUCACUACGGAACUAGACUCUGGUGUCGGCUUCUUGUUGGAUGACUACCCGGGUGAAAUCUCAGUAGCUAAUUUAGUAGAUUUACUAACUAUCAAUCUUCUAAAUAAUAAGACCACAUCUGGCGUCAAUACUAAUUACUGGGAUUAAGUCCAACGUCGUUGAUAAGUUUAUAGAAAAAAUGCCUUUAUCAGAAGGCUGCCUUCACAUAAAACGAGAACUAAUCUCUGAAUCCAAAAAUAAUUAAAAGUAAGUGCCUUUUAGCGGUGGUUCAGAGCACACGCUGAACCACCGCUAAAUGGCCCAGUUCGAUUUGAUCCAAUGUUCCUACAAAAUCACCAUUAGAACGGCUUUACUGGCUAAGUCACCGGUAAAAGGGAAGCUCCCCUUCACCUCCACCGUUUUCAGAACCAUUAUCAGUAGCAAAAGUUAAUUUACUGUGAACAAGCGAGUGUUUUUUCCUCCCAACAGUAAAUUCGAUUCACAGCGAAAUCCCAUCUAUUAUUUAUCGCUAUUUCAGCAUUAUAUGUGGAAAAGUACUCGGAAUCUGUCCACCCGCGUUCGGUUCCUCUCUCGGUUCCAACAUCCGCGGGGUAUUUGCGCAAUUCGAUACUCUCGCAGCCACGCCAGCCGACCGAACACUGCCUGUCGGCACAAAUGGAUGUUCCCAGGCAGAACACGGCUAAUCCACUCUGUUCCCCCUCCUUUCACCCCAACUCCUGAAUCGAACCCGCAGAUGAAUCACCCGUGCAAACAUAUUCGAUUCGGCCUUCUCUUGCCGCCCACUCACCUUUCAACCUUUCAACAUUUCAACCCUUCAAUGCAAACAAUCGAUAAUGUAAAUUUAGUCAUUACUUUGCACCAGCAAUUACCAAUUGGGAUCGUGGUGUGCUGGUUGCUGGUUCACAUCCCCCCACCGCCCACUCCCAUGUCGAAUUGUAGGUACACUACCCGAUCGAGCGGAGGAAGGUGGUGAUUCUGUGAACCAUGUGUAACGCACUGAAUAGGCGCUCGAAAUGCAUUCGACACUGCAGUUCGACACAGUACAGUGCCAACCACCACACCGUCAUUAUCUAGGACGCAGCUCAGGUGCACGGAACAAACAACGCUGACCUGAUCCGGUCUCGGAGCCCCGCGAAAGGGCCCCCCUUCCGGGGGGGAUGAAUGUAUUUCGGAUGAUGUUUUCGGUUUCGGAUAAAUUAACAUUUUCAUUACAAAUUCUAACAUCGUGAUAGGUUUUUGGGGCAUGACACGUAGUAAAACGACGUUCGUCGUUUCAGGGAGGUCGUGAGUGGGGUUGUCACGCAUCACUGUUCCCGCUUCUUAAUUACUGAAAAGAAAAAGAAACCGAUAAAGUUCUCUUUUAUUUGCCAGCCCAUGGAUACUAGAUCGAUUUUUUAUGUUAAUUUUUCGUCGGCCUCUGUCCGCACUGAGCGCUAAUCACCGACGUCAGAAAGGAGCCUCCACUAUCUGGAACUAGAUAUCGGCCCAUCAUCACAUGAACCGGGACCAACGGUUUUGCUUCCCUUGCGAAGGUAGACGUGAUCACAGAUUUUUCACCUCAGAAAAUCUCGACGACCUCCGCUGGGAUUAAAUCCAGACACACUGGGGUGAGUGAGGGUCACGCUUACCACUCAACCACCGACGUCGUCUACUAGAUCGAUUUGUAUAAAAGGAUUUACGAGUAUGGGCCCUUUGACCACCACUGAAAUAAUGUUUACUUCACGAAAAUUAAAAACAAAAUGAUACCCAAACUGACAGUGCCAUUAUUUCAUAGGCAUUGGAAAGUGAAGCUUUCCAGUCAUCUAGUCUAGUCUAGUCUACACAAACACAGCCAAUACAUGUAGGGAGCCUGGAAAAUUGCACACGUUCGCCUGCAAUUUUUAUUGUCAAUUUUAAUGUUUUUGGUACAUAUAAUAUGUGACACAAUCACUAAAGCGGCUAGGCCAACUGUGCAGCGUACAAAAUGAAGAUGAUUCAAAAUUAUACGGCAAUUGAAUUAUUCAUUUAAUGAAAAAUUUAAUCAACGAACUAUUUUGAACCUUGAAUAAGGAAGAAACGUGGACAACCGUACCGACAGUUUCAAUUUGAUGGGGAUUUGAUAAAUCGUUGGGAGUCCUUUGGUCCUAGGUUCCUGGGAUGUGAUGAGACAGAAGUAGUUAGCCCUGUCCUGGCUAAUGAGCCUAGGUUAUAGCGCCUUUACUCGCUCUAAGAAAAAAGUGAAGCUUUCCUUUCAUGUAAAAAUAUUGUAACGGUAAACUAUUUGUAUAUUCUGACUCCAGUGUACUGAGAAUACUAAGGCCACGAAGUUUAUUACUAAGUUGGCAUUGCUUGCAUUUGUUUGACUGAGCCGUGGGUCUUUUGAGAAGUAUCUAGUCAAACAAGAAUAUAUUUAAAUUGAUUAAAUUUUCUAUUACAAUAUCAAAUUUCUUUUUCUCGUUGAAGUUUAAUUAAUGUGCAAUACGGAACAAAGCCAUCUCGUUUACGUUGUUUCCCGCAAAAGGCUACACGUAGACAAAAAUAUUUGCAUGUUUUAUAAAAUUAUGGAUUGAAUUAAAUAAACAUGAACGAAAGACAACAAAAUUAUAGUUUGAGUUUUUUAUUUAUUGAAUUUUUUUGUUUUUGUUGUUUCAAUAAAAAUAUUAUUGUUUUCUUCAGGGAUGUAAUGUACCUCAGAGCAACUAAAGAGCAGAAUAAAAACGCUCUCUGCACUAUUCAUGCGAGACACCGCUCGUCUCUUUCACAAUAAACCUCUCCACUCCGAUGUAUGUUGCUCCCAUAUGUGCUCCCAUAUGUCCAUGGCUGCACACCUCAAAGAGUAGAAAUAAAGAGGGUCUUUAGCGUGAAUCUUGGUUCCACGCGCACGGAAGCAGAGAAGGCAACCAAAAAACAUUUUAAAAAUGUACUUGCGAUCAAUUUUUAUCUGAAUUGUAGUUUGAUUCGCCUUCCUACCUGCUUGCCAGAGAGGUGAGGCACAAAAAAGUGGCUCUUCAAGGUGACUCUUUGCACGAAAUUGUGCAGCUCUUGGUGCACAGAUCUUUCUCUUUUUCGUUUUCAAGUUUCUCUUUGUGCGGUCAUUCUGCACAUCGCAGUGCUCUAUUUUUCAUCGGUGUAUUCCGCUCUUUAUGCAGAUUGUGAUUGAUUAGCACACUUGCUUCUCUUUUUCAAUCUAUUUUUGAAAUUAAAAUGAUGGCCCAAUAUUUUCUGAUUGAGUGAAGCUUUGGCGUAUUGAGAGGACUUGACGUUGGACACCGCCUAAACAUUAUUGGAAGGGCACAACUACAUGGCUUUUUUCAAUAAUUUAAGGAUGCCGAAUCUGGUUAAAAUUGCUCGGAAAAAUCGUAUUGCUUCAGGAAAGGCAGUAGACUUUCUUGCUCUCGUCACUCGUAAAUUUAUUAAGUUACGGUCCUGGUUUCAAUGCAAUUGUUACUUUUUAAGCCGCAGUUACACAAAGUUUGCCAAACCAGAUGUUUAUUCGCGAACCUCGACAAUUUAUUUUGCGUGAAAAUGUCUUCCCUUCUGAUUGCCAUAUAAAACCGAAAGCUUUUCCAUGUUGCCUUGACGUAAGUUUUGCCGUCCAUUACCACACAAUCGAGCUUCGGCAGCAUCGUCUCGUGUACAGCUUGCGGUAUCGAGCUAAGAACUUUUUUUUAUUUAUCCUCUCGAUUUAGAUCUUCCAAUAAGUCUGCUAAUAAGUUUAAUUCGUUUUCAGAUCAAUGCACUGUAGACGACACAUUCGUCUUGUUUGAGAUAAGAACUUUUUUCAGUGGUUACAAGCCGUUUUACACAAAAAAUUAUAACCUUCUUUUCAUAAUACGUUUACAAACAGAGAUUAACAAAACUACAUUAAUAGAAUAUAUUGGCUACAAAAUUCUCACAAAUCAUACCUUGAAUACUUAUACACAGAAAAUCAAAAAAUUCAUAAGAACUAUUACGUACAUUACAGAUCGCCCCUUAUGCCUUCGUUCUGGACAUACUCGGUUUUGCAGAAAGUCAAGUCUCAGAAAAAUCCAUAAUGUUUGACCUGCUUUCUAUUUGACUUUGUUCUUCAUAAUUAGGCUUUCUGUCUUCUUAACUUCUAAACGACAUCAGUACGCAAUUGCGCAUGUGAUGUAUCUGUAUAUAGAACAAUCCUACGGAGUUGUCCAAGUAACCACGAAGCUGUAAAAAUAUGACUGCUGCAGAAAAUCCACGUUUGGCGAUAUAUUCGGCUGAUAUACAGCCGUCUCCGACUUUCAUAUCGCACCUAUGGAGAUGUGCCAAAACAAUAUUUGUAGUGGGUAGAGCCCACUGUUUGAAACAAAACAAAAAAAACAGAAACGGGGAGCAUAAAGUUUUUCCCUUUUUUUAUUUUUUCGUGACCUAUCUGUCACAUGUGUUGUUAGAUUUUUUUCCAAUACGGCGCUCGAUCCAUGCUCGAGGAUCUGCCUGUAGAAUUUUUGCAGGCUAAAUUUUUCCAGUACUCUUGCCGUUUGGUCCAUUUGGACGUUGUGAAAUAUGAACGAUAUUUAACGUUCUUAAAUUGAACGAUUUGAAAUUAAUUACGCUGAUGAAUAGACGCAUGGUUCUGAGAGAAUUUUUUUUCUUAAACAGCCUGCAAAUGAAUGUGAUCCUUGAAAAGUCUUUAUAAUAAUUCACAGAAUCAGCGUAAAACAAUUUUUUUUUAAUAUGAGCGCUAUAGGAUUAUAUGCAAAAAUGCUUUUACUUAAAUUUGAUUUAUUUGAGAAGACAAAACGGCGUUCUCCAAUUUUUUAAUAUAUUGUAGGCAAAUGUACAGCCUUUCAAAUGCAAUCAAAAUUAUCAAUUUUCGUUUGCCCCCUUUUGAGAUACCGACAUUUGAAAAGGGAGUAUUUUUAAGUGAAAAUUAAGUAUAACUUUUGAACCAGACAAGAUAAAAAUUUUCUUUCUUCAGAAAAAGUUGCCUCUAAUCAUGCUCUAAAAGUACACUGAAGGGUACUUUUGUGAGAAAAAUCAUAUUAAAAAACUGUACGGAGAAAACUGCUUUUUUGAGAGACACCCUAAGUUAUGAUAUGGAACUCACUAUAAAAUGAAAACGGUUUGAGAUGCAAAGUUAGUAUCUUCAACAAAGUUGCUCAUAAUUGAUUGUUCCUGAAUAUUUCAGAAGAAAGUAUUAUUCUCUCUGAACUAUAAUUUGAAAUAAAGUCUACAACUUUGACAUUUUAAGGGCCACCCUAAAACCGUUUCAGCCAAAAGAUGCAAUUUGUCACGCACAAUAAAUGUUUCUAAGACACCAAAUCUCUAAACCUAAAGAUGAAUGCGUUAACAAUUGUUUCCCGCUAAUUUCGCUUCCUGGACCACUGUGGACUGGUGUAUUUUUUACUUAGGACCUUGCUCUCCAAAAUGGCUUGGAGAUCCAUUAGAUUGGCAUCUGGUAAAUUCGUGAACGAAAUGUAGUUCGGAACAUUGGUUUUCAGUCAUUUCUGGUUCACUCGUGAUUUGUGAGAUGGUGCCGAGUCUUAUUGAAACGUCCAUGGUUUGCCACUGAAAUGCUUCUCUGACCAGGACUUCGAAACAGCCUCCAGAACACUUUCCCGCUAAUGCGUCGUAUUUAUUUUGACGCCAGACUCGAUGAAAACGAUUGGAGAGCGCCCAUCUGCGGUUUCAGCGGCCCAAACUAGGUUUCGUAGUACCGAUGUUUUUUGUCGUGAACUGGUUCUACGGUACUGGAGCUCUCCGUACCGAUAGUACUGGUAAAAUACCGACACUGGAAUAUUUUUGUUAAAAAAGACUACACAACAUCAAAGCGAAAUAUAUUGUUAAUGAAUAUACUUUUAUUGGUAAGCUCAUAUGCUUCAGUCUACCUUCUAAUCGCAUCCAGAGCAGAAGCAAAAAAUGCUCUGUUAGAGUUAUCAAUAAACCAAGCAAUCACUUUCUACUGCUUUGUUGCUUAUACACUACACAAACAGUACAAUGGUAGUGUCUCCGGCUGAGCAGUGAAAUCAGAAAAUUAUAAAAGUGACACGUGCCUCUACUACGAGAAUUACAAUUGCGACUGACUUUAAACACUCUCGUAUUAAACCAAAUAGGCGCUUGGUGGAACAGUUCCUAAAAGUGAAAACGGCGAUAAUCCUCGCGGAAGUGGCUACUUCGUAGGGGAAAUAUGGUAGUGAUAACGUUAGGAAGUUUAACCGAGGCUGAAAACAUCAUUGUGAAAAACUUCAUGCAACACAGUUUCGAAUAAAACUCCAUUUGAUACAAUCCAUUACUCGAAGAAACUUUUUGCUAUGUAGUUCAUUUUGUGAGAAUUCAGAUGACGAAACAUUUUGCUUCUUACCUAGCUUUGGAUUCAAAUCGCAUAUAAUCGAACAGCACUGAACACAAACUCCGGUCAAAUCCCUGCGUGUCCUAUUCAGAUCGGGAUUAGGUACUAGGAACUAGUGGAACAUCGCUCUUCAUUCACUGUUGCUAUCAAAUGAAUCGCAGUUCAUAUUCAAUAUCUUUUGUUUGAUCCUCUCUCAAAUGAAUAGAUACCACUUUCAAUUUACCCAGUGAACACCAGUCAAAUAAGUUCUCGUUCAAAGUUCAAAGUGAUAGGUAACGGAAAGAGAUGAUUAAAGUGGUUUUAAAACCAAAGAUAAGGGCAACAUGUACACUAUUUGAAAGGGGCUGGUCAGUAGGCGGCCUAAAUUGAUGAUUGAGGCCAUUUUUCCAAGAUGGUGGAUUCCGGUUACCAUCAAACAGUGAAAAAAGCUAAAAAUAUGGGUUUAAUUUGAAAGGGGGUGGUCAGCAGUUGCCGGAAAACGAUGAUUGAGGCCAUUUUGAGAUCCAAGAUGGCUGCUGACGGUUACCACUAAACAAUGACAACGCCAGCAAAUUGGGUGUCAUUUAAAAGUUGGUGGUCAGAAGAUGACGGGAAUUGAUGACUGAAGUAAUUUUGAAAUCCACGAUGGCGGCUUCCGGUUACCAUAAAACAGUGAAAACAACUGUCAUAUCACUUAUACGGGAGUAGUUAGCAAAUGCCGGAAUUUGAUGAUUGCGGUCGUUUUGAAAUCUAAUUUGGCAUUUUUUAGUCCAGUCCAGUGGUUACCAGAAAUCAUUAAACCAACCAUCACUAUGGGUUCAUCUGAAAGGUGGUAGUACGGAUAAGACCGAAAUUUCAGAUUGAAGCAGUUUUUGAAACCUAUGAUGACAAGUUCCGCAUAUAAUAACUUUCGAAAGCGGUGGGGCUCGUUUAAAAGCAAAAAGGCUUAAAUCGUUGUUCAAAGUCAAUUUGAAUGACAAUACGUCGACUAUCGUCCGAAUUUAACGUAACCGCUCUUAUUAUGUUAAAAUCAGUAAAUACAUAGGUAUUUUAAUAACAUUUGCUUCAUCCAGCAGUGUUAAUUAUAAGUAUAAUAAACGCUUGCUUGCGGUUCCUUAGCUUGUCUUUCAAUUUUUAAAAUCUCUCUGGAUUUCUGAGCAAACGGAAAGCCCAUACUUCCCCCACUAUAAGCUGUUUUUAUGGUAUUUGAAGUGGGCUCACCAACACCAUGGUCUGGAAGAUUCCAUAUAAAAACCAUCUUUUGGAAUAUUUAUGGGGUGGUGUAUUUAUGGGUGGCAAUGUAUGGUGUUUGAACCCAUGAGAAUUUGUUCGGAUUUCUGUCACUCCUUUGUAUUCUUAAUGUUUUCAAUUUGCGUUUGGCUUUAGGCUCGUGCUUCCAAGAACUCUCCUGAAAAAGAACCCAGUUGAUGGUGACAUGAUUGUCGAACAAGAUUCGCCAUCGAAGACCCCGACUUUCCUUUAAAAAAAAUCAGACACUUUGAAUACGGUUGAAAUUUUCAGCUAUCCCGAGCAAAUACUCGUGGGUUCAAACACCACACAGCCCCUUGAAAAGACCAUGAACAUGGUCCAUGCCCAUUUUCACAACCAUUAAAACACCAUAAAAUGGUCUCAAUAACCCAUAAAUAUACCAACGAAUAGUUUUUCUAUGGGAUCCACCACGAUGGUGUUUUCGUGGGCUGAACCCAUUUCAAACACCCAUGCCCAACCCCAUGAGUAUGGGGGUAUUAUGGACUUUACGUUUGCUCGGGAUGGCAGAUAUCACGAAAGUUCGCCAAGAUGGGAUCAGAAUUGUGGUAUCCUGUCUCAAGCAAACAAAUGACAUUCAUAGUCAAUGAAGAACUACUGCGUCUACAAUGUAGACUCUACAUGCCUGUCCACAAAGUUAAGAUCGACGGCGUGCUCACCGAUUAGAGGUUGUCUUGCGUGGAUCUACUGAAGCACGGGGUUGGAUAUUGCAAGCACCGUUUGCUCCAGUGAGCGAAGAUUUUGAAUGGCAAUCGCACCGAACGGGACAAAUUAUAUGUUCAUUCAAACUGUUAUCGGUAACUGCAGGAAAAGUACGAGUCUGACGAUCUUCUAUAACUGCUUCAAAAAACUAGAGUCAGACGAGAUACCUUGUAUAUUUUUCUCUGGAGAUGCCGACAAAUAUAACAGCUCUAGGUAGCGUUAAAGCAAACAGCUACUGGUGUCAGAAUUUUCAGAUCAAACAAGAAGUUUUCAGAGCUCCCAGGAAAAAUCUCCAAUAGCUCAACAUUACAACCAGCGAUUUAACUUAUUGCAGAACCGGUUGGGUUCUGGCGAAGACUACAUAUCAAGAAGACUGAUAUCUCUUGCCUUCCCCCAUACAAACGAGAAGCGACAGAGGUUACAGCACCUCUAUUGGAAGAAGGUAGCAAGCUUAAUGUAAAAAUGUAUAUGUGUGUGCAUCACUAUGGGAAGUACCACCUUUACCCGCAAGUGGCGUUGCUGUUACUGUCUCCAGAUUCUGGACAGAGUUGCCAGUCUCCUUGAUAUGCAGUCUUCGGUUCUGGUAACUAGUGACCGAAAUAGGCAGGUGGAUUUUUGUCUUUCCUUCGGUCGCUUUCGAAUGAUAUUCUGAAAAGUAACAGUGACCAGUGCAAACAUUGUCUAGUUCCGUUUAGUAUAAUGAGUUAUGCUCCAAAACUAUCACUACGGUUUUAUUCGAAAAUUUUGAAAAGGGGACUUCAUAUUAAAAGUUUAGACGUAGUUACGACAUAUUUUUUGCUACAAAGUAUGUUUAUGAGCAUUCUUUGAUAAUGAGGAACUCACAAUUAAUAUAUGCUACAUACAAACAAACCUACUUCAAUAAAAUUAUUCAUUUUGUUAUUAAAUUAUUUAAAUCUUUAUUAUAUAGAGAAUAACAAUGAUAGAGGGAAUUGAGAAUUUUACCACAAUAACAAUUAGGGCUUAGUAAGACAAUAUUACACAGAUCUUUCUAUUUUUAACUACAUUCAAAUAGCAAGAGACUAGAAGACAUGAACUAUUUUAAUAUUAAGAGCUAUUGUACUCAAGGAAGAGCAGGGAAAGUUUAGAAAAGCGUAGAAUAGGGUAAUAUAAGCAAGCUUAGAGUUUUUCGACGCCUUAGCUCUUCAUCUUCUUCAGCAGAUAAAAAUACCAAAAAAACUUUUCUAAACUUUGUUCUUUCACAUCCGUGCUCUUUUUUGAGUACUGCGGCUCUUAAUAUUAAAAUACUUCAUGUUUUCUAGUCCUUUGCUAAUUUAAUUUCGAUAAAGUAUAAAAAGAAAAAAGUUUGACUUAUUUAUUGUCGUUAAAAAAUGCCAUUACAAAGAUCAACAAAGAGCCCGCCUAUAACCAAUACAAUAUCAAUUGAUUUCGAAAGAUGCAGGAUUGGGUCAUCUGUCGUUAAAUAUUAUAGUGUGUGAGUAAUUUCGCACGGAGUGAUCAAAAACAUGCAAACUUGAAAUCGAAAUUCACAGAUUUUAAUCAAUUUUGGGGGAAUUAUGUAUCUAGGACCUAUAUAUAAAAUUCCCAAUUUUUAUGACAAUCGAACCACCCCUCGUUCCGUCAAAAUUGCCAAAAAUCUUGAACAUAGUAUGAAAUAAGAAUUUGUGCCCUCCUGUACAAAGACUGGUUUUUACCAACAAAUUUUUACCCUAGUGAGAAAUUUUGGUUUUUACCAAAUUUUCCUCCUUUGGGUGAAAUAUAGCAUAAUUGAUUUUCUUUUGUUUAUAUAUUCGGUACUAUCUACCCUAGAAUCAACCCGCAAGAAGCUUUUUUUUAAUUUUGUUCAGGGAAUCAAGAAAAAAAUUUAGCGGCUGUGCUGCCAAAUGUGGCAUUUUACUCGUUCAAAAUUAAAAGGUAAAUUUUUAUAUUAAAAAGCUCAAUAUAAAUUGAUCUGAUCCCUAGAUACAGUGCCAUCAAGAGUAUUCCAAUUUUCUCUUAAAAACUCCAUUUUCUCUUAAAAACUUUAUUUUACAGGCCAGUAUUGAGAGAAUCUUCAAAUUGUCAUAAAAACUGAUCCGAGACCUUUAAAGGCAAACUGAAAACGCAGUACUGACGUUAUUAACUAGUGUUUGUUCCUUGAACCAUUUUUUCGACACAUAUUUUGCGAAUUGAUCCUAGAAUAAAUAGUACCGGAGAUGUGAACAAUAGAAAAUCAAUAUCCUAUGUUGUAUUGAAGGAAAAAACGCUGCUUUUCUCUAAAUGGCAGUCGUCCAAACCGCUCAACGGAACAGUGAAUUUGUUUGCAAGGAAUUACGACAAAAAAGGAGUCCGGUUUCUCGUACUUUGGGUAAAAUAAUUACAUCAAACUGAACUGUCAAAAAAGAAAGGUUAAACCAUGGAGGUGGUAUCCCUAUGGCGAUGUACAGACAUUGACAGUACUCAACAUAUCCAAGCCGCUUCUAAACGCCUGUCCGCCUGACAGUGGGUUGGGUUUAACAGUUUCAUGCAAGGUUUUAUAGCAACAUGAGCAUCAAUGCCAUCUAUGUAUAGUUUCAGCGUACUCCCGGAUGACUGUAAUUGUGCGGCAACAUUGUUCCUAAACCGAAAGCAAUAACAAAUGAUAGCGAGGAGCCUCUUCAAAUUGAAAAUUUUCCCUGGAAUCAACAAUAGAUUUCAACCGAAUCAAACUGUUCGAUGUAUUAGCAUUUGCACUUUACCAUGUGUCAGUCAGUCCGUCAGUCAACCCAUCCGCCGGAUAGAUAAGGUUGAAAGUUGAAUGAUAGCGCGGGGGAACAUGUGUGUGGUUAGCAAAAAGUGUUGCGAUGAAGGUGGAUGGUUGGUCAAAUUGGUUCUGCUCUCGAAUUUGAUGGUUCAAGCUAAUUUGAUUGUGUGCGUUUUUACUAUGGUUUAACAGCAAAAGCAUUCCGCAGUGUGAAAAUAUGUUUACGGAAACACACAAAAAAAACCGGAACUACGUUCGUCACCUGAAUUUUUCAUCUAUUUUUAUUGCAUCAGAAAAUCUGACAGAAGCAAAAAAAGCGCGCACCCGAGUCACCACCACUGACAGUACCAUCUAUUCGACAUCCGCCGAUAAAAAAUGAUUUAUUACAAACUAUAUUUAAUUAAUUGCGCUUCCUGGGAUACGCUCGUGGCCUGCUGUUACUAUUUCUAUGCACAAAAAUGGAGUAAAAGGAAGUCACAAAACAUUUUUUCCACGCCAAACUGUAGGCUUGCUUCCAGCAGAGAAUUUUCCCAACCACGGCCAGGAUUUUAAUUUUUAAUGCUGAAGCCUGACACAUUUUAUUCAUGUACAUUCGUUUCGUGCUGCUUUCCCCUUUUGGCUAACGGUUCACCUGUUCGGGGCCCCCAACGGGAUUGGUUGGUGCAGAGAAAAAAAACAUAAUCUCAUUUCAUUUCACUUCCAUCAUUCAUGGUAUUAUUUUUUUUUUUUUACCUGUAACUCACCCACUAGCAGAUAUCUAGUCAUCGAUAUAAUAUUUCAUCAUUGAUUCAGAUUUUUUUCCACCUGUAUAAUCCUCAAAACAUAUCUCACACACACAUUUGGCUAGUGGCCACCGGUUGUUACAGAAUACAUCGAAUACAUUAAAUCAGUACAUUACCUACCAAUGAUCGGUUUGUAGGAUGAUGAAUAUUAUUAUGUUAUAAAUUUGAUUGAAAAUAUGAUGAAAUUAAAGUGAGCAGUCAAUGCUGCAUGCGGUUCAACGGUGGAGUUAGAAAUUGAACUUUAAAUUUAAAUACUACAACCUUUAAACGAAAUCGCUUGGACAAUAGCUGCUGAAAUCAAAAUGCAGUGGUUAAAUACUAAGAGUUACGUCAAGUGCUCAAAUGAGAAAUAUGAUUAGUUUAUUAACAUGUCGACAGAUUGACAGAUUAACAGAUUAACAGAUUGACAGAUUAACAGAUUGACAGAUUAACAGAUUGACAAACUGACAGAUUGACAGAUUGAGAUUGACAGAUUGACAGAUUGACAGAUUGACAGAUUGACAGAUUGAGAGAUUGACAGAUUGAGAUUGACAGAUUGAGAGAUUGACAGAUUGACAGAUUGACAGAUUGACAGAUUGACAGAUUGGCAGAUUGACAGAUUGACAGAUUGACAGAUUGACAGAUUGACAGAUUGAUAGAUUGAUAGAUUGACAGAUUGACAGAUUGACAAAUUGACAGAUUGACAGAUUGACAAAAUGACAAAUUGACAAAUUGACA